GGGGAUUUCAGUAGACCCAUUCAGUCUCUGCGUUGUUGAGGGCAAUCCACUUCACUCCGGGCGCACUGAAGCAUUCCCAGAACUCACAAAACUCACAAAAGAAACGUGACUGGGCAGUGAAGGUAUGUGGAUGAUGCAUGCUGCAUCAUUGUCCCCCGUAAAUCGUGCCCGCCGCUCCCACCUUUAGACCCCGACGGUACUGGCGAAGCUGAACAGACACGUACGGGAGGAUAUAUUUUGUUUUGGAGUACAUGAGCUAGUGUGGUGCGUGGAUCACAUUAUAGGUCAACGUGUGGACUCCUACUCCUAGCUGUUAGUGAACUUGAACUGUGACAGCCAGAACGAGACAGCGUGUGGGUGUUGAAGAACCAACCAGAUCUUGUUUUCGAAUAGACGAUUUUAAACCAAGCAACUCCGUCUUCACCACCACCAUCAUGUGUUGCGCGUGCGGGUCCACACGGUGCCGGUUCCGAUGCCUGCGGUGCAGCGGCUCGCUGCUGAUCGUCAUCGGCGUCCUGUACGCGGCGGCCGGCAUCGUAUUCAACUUCUUCCACUUUCUCAUGAUCUUCACAACGGGGCACGCCCUCAUAUGGGGCGGAUCAGCGAUCUUUAUGGCCGGGGUAGCAUCCAUAUUUAUUACGAAGAAGAUGAGUGACGAUGAUUGGAGUUCUCGCGGAGCGGCCUUCAUGUGCAUCCUGGCCAUAGCAUCGGCCCUGGGCAACGUGGCCCUCCACACCUACAACUUGUACGAGAACCAGUACUUCGAGGAGUACGACAUGGAGACCUUUGCGGACCAGAACCUGACCUACGACGUGACCUUUGAACUCUGGCUGGGGGUCAUCAUUGCGGACGCGGGCAUCGACUUCCUGGCCCUGCUGACGACGCUGGCUGGGCUGGCGGCGUUUGGCAUCGGCUGCUGCUGUUCGGAAUACUCGGAGAUCGUGGAAGACUAUAAAGGAAGGAUAUAAAUUGAACGACUGUUGGAGCAAAUAAUUGGAAUUGUAUAAUAACUGUUACUUCAUUUAAACCACCUAUUUUUAAUUGCCGAAAUACAUUGUCUGGACAACUCAGAAUUGUAGGCAUGCCUUAACAGGAAAAAAAUGCCUACUUUAUGAAUAUAUCCAUAAAUUAGAUUGAAAAAAAAAAACCAGUUCGGACGAGAUUCCGUAUCAGAGUUUUGCACUAGUUGCCGCAUCACCAAUUUAUUACCAUCAAACCCGAUUUCAGCUACAUGUGUAUGAUACUUAUUAUAGUUUGUAUUACAAUUAUUAAAGACAAAAACCCAAACCCUAUUUUCAGUGUUGUGUUGGUUGAUUAACUUGACUUAGUGAGUAUUGUUUUUUUAAUUUACAUUAUAUAUGAAUAUUAAAACGGUAAGUGGAUUUUUAAACACUGAUUGUCAGUACGAAACUUAGUGUAGUAAUUUGUUUUUUUAAUGUAUAGUGUAGAAUUUGUGAAACAUUUAAUUUUCCAUUCCAAAACUCUGUACAAUGUAGCCGGUAAAAAAAAUAUUUUGCAAGCAAUCAAAAUGUACAUAUGUUUUUUUUUCCGAGAAUUGUUUAUUUUCACUAAUAUGCCUUGUUUGUACUUAUGUAUUGUCGGAGCAAUUUCUUGGGAACAAUUUUUUUUUUAGCUGUGCAUUGUCAGAAAUGGUAAGGACAAUUUAAAGGCUGCUUGCUUUAAAGCAUGGAGGUGGUGUAUUUUUGGAACAAAUUCCGCUUCCCGCCAUAUUUGGACAUUAUACAUUUGUAUAUUUUCUGUUAACGUAAGAAUUUAAGUGGUUAUAAUGGUAAUUACACAGAACUUGAUAUAGGCAAAAUUAAUGAAAUAAAAUGUUAAAUCGCUAACGUAAUGAUAACAAAAA
Molecule: messenger RNA, 1864 nt
Organism: Patiria miniata (bat star)
Lineage: Eukaryota; Metazoa; Echinodermata; Asteroidea; Valvatida; Asterinidae
Exons: 5
Coding region: 435-968 (177 amino acids)
Source: RefSeq, a predicted model, not a curated record